AUGGACCGCCUCACCAGUCAGCUGAAGUUGCAGAGCACCAUUUUAGACGGUUUACUGAAAGUUAUGCUACGAAGCAUUGGGCGUGAGGUUCAGGCACAUUCGUCUGAAUUAUAUCAAGUUCUGGACCAGUCCGAGAUUGAGCAGGCCCUGGCGGAUCAAUUUGGGGACCACUACGACUCGCUGAAAUCUGCCAUCGAAAUUUGCGAGCAAGACUUCGAGCGACUGAUUGAGAAACUGCGCAGUAUUAGUCCCAAGCUUGAGGACACCAGCAAUGUUGAUUUUAUGAAUGCCAUCAGAGCUGGUGAAAUGAAGGACCUAAAACUAGUCCAGCGAGUCCAUGCCGCGUGCAAGAUGAAGGGUUUCGAGAAACAACUUAGCAGGAUCCAAUCAUCCACCAAUACCCUACUUCAGCUCCAGCUGAGUAUCGACAGAGGAAAACCUCGAAUGGCAGAAGAGCACCCUUCUCUCUGGGCUCAACGCCUUGCAAGAACGUUCCGCGACAUACAGGACAGUGCAAAGAAACUCUACAAAGCGGUUUCCACAGGUUGGGUCUCGGACUGUCACCAAAGCCACGAGGUGAAGCUGCUGCUGGAAGGCCGGAUGCCGCCGCGAAUACCAGUCAGAUCUCAACAACCAGAUCGUCUCGUCUUUCGGGUAAUAUUUGCAACUGAACGCUAUUGGUACAAUUCAGAGGUUUUGGUUUUGGCUUACCCUCCUGACUAUGAUAAGCCUCGGGAGAUAAUCAAGGAGAUCUGUGGGGCAAUCCAAACAGCCUACUGCAACCGGAAACAUCUCAGCUGCGCGUUGACUACUGAUGGCAAGAUGGUAACGAGGACCAUUGCCACCCCGGACCUGGAACAACUGGAAGGUGCCACAAUACCGACAGAAGUUACACUUAGAGCCUUGCUCCAGACUACGCUAUCGCCCAAGACGAAGGUUCUUCUGGCCCUCAAUGUUGCCUCUAGCUUCCUACAACUGUUACAGACUCCCUGGAGUGCUCCCAGGCUAUGUUCUGAUACGAUCAAAUUCCUACAAAGCUCAGAGCAGGGAACGGACAUGAAUCAAGCUUGGGUGUCUUGUUCAUUCAGACCUUCACAAACAUCAAAUGAUCUAGGAGAGAAGCCUAUGAAAGAGGCCCUUUUCGAGUUGGGCAUUGUCCUCAUGGAGAUAUGGUAUGAAAAACCCUAUGACGAUGAAUUUCCUUCGAACCAAUCAUCCAACUCGAAAUUCGGAGAGCGACGCCAGAAUGCUAUAUCUUGGUUGUGCAAUCGUCCCAAUUUCCCAGGGGAUGGGUAUUAUAAAGCUGUUCACUAUUGCAUUUCUGGUACAGCCCCGACUGGGUCAGAUGGCAAGGUGCUCUGGGAAGACGUGUGCAAAUCGGUCAUUGACCCCAUUUGGUGCAUCUCCUCCGGUUCCUAG
Capronia epimyces CBS 606.96 is the source of this 1419-nucleotide messenger RNA. RefSeq lists its product as uncharacterized. The coding region runs from base 1 to 1419 and encodes 472 amino acids. NCBI's taxonomy places the organism in Eukaryota, Fungi, Ascomycota, Eurotiomycetes, Chaetothyriales, Herpotrichiellaceae. The transcript is spliced from 2 exons. The record is from RefSeq and is a predicted model, not a curated record.